This is a messenger RNA of Diaporthe amygdali, 1407 nucleotides long. RefSeq lists its product as uncharacterized. NCBI's taxonomy places the organism in Eukaryota, Fungi, Ascomycota, Sordariomycetes, Diaporthales, Diaporthaceae. Gene Ontology annotation, biological process: fungal-type cell wall biogenesis; carbohydrate catabolic process. The coding region runs from base 1 to 1407 and encodes 468 amino acids. The transcript has 4 exons. The record is from RefSeq and is a predicted model, not a curated record. Gene Ontology annotation, molecular function: mannan endo-1,6-alpha-mannosidase activity.
AUGAAGCUCUCGUCUGUGUCCUCCCUAUGGCUGGCUGGUGCCAUGGCGCCAAUGGCCUUGGCCAUUGACAUCGACUGGACUUCAGAAGAUUCAAUCAAAGAGGGCGCAGCAACAAUAGCAUAUGGCUUGAUGAAGUACUACACAGGAAACAACACUGGUGACGUGCCGGGAAACUUGCCAGACCCAUACUACUGGUGGGAAGCAGGUGCCAUGUUUGGCGCGAUGGUGGACUAUUGGGCAUACACAGGCGACGACACAUACGUCAACAACACAUUCCAAGCUAUGCAGCACCAAGUAGGCGACGACUUGGAUUUCAUGCCACUCAAUCAGACCAAGUCAGAAGGAAAUGAUGACCAAGGUUUCUGGGCACUCUCGGCCAUGGCAGCCGCUGAACAGAAUUUCCUCAACCCAAACCAAACAUCGGAAGGUGGAACCCAAUGGCUCGCCCUAGUGCAGGCUGUCUUCAACGAAUACGUCUUACGUUGGGACGACGCAGACUGCGGCGGAGGACUGCGAUGGCAGAUUUUCACAUUCAACAACGGCUACACUUAUAAGAACUCCAUCUCGAACGGGUGCUUCUUCAACCUGGGCGCUCGCCUGGCGCGUUAUACCGGCAACCAGACCUACGCAGACUGGGCGACAAGGGUGUACGAGUGGAUGGAGACUGUGGGUUUUAUUGACGAGGAGUACAACAUCUACGACGGAGCCGGAUACGGCGACAACCAGAACUGCACCAACAUCGACCAGGUGCAGUGGACGUACAACGCGGGCAUCUGGCUGCACGGAGCCGCCGUCAUGUACAACUACACCAACGGGUCGACCGAGUGGCAGACACGCGUGGACGGCAUCCUCAACCACACCUCGCAGCAGUUCUUCCAAGACCAAGUCAUGUACGAGCCCGCCUGCGAGCCCGCCUUCCAGUGCAAGACCGAUUCGCUCUCCUUCAAGGCCUACCUGGUGCGGUGGCUCGCAGGCACCGUGCAGAUGGCGUCGCACACCUACGCGACCAUCGGGCCCCUGCUCUCGGCGAGCGCCGCCGGCGCCGCGCUGCAGUGCUCCGGCACGGCGACCGAGGCCGACGGGUACAAGGGCGUCAGCGGGACGGCGUGCGGCAUGCACUGGGUCGACGGCGCAGAGUGGGACGGCAUGAACGGCGUGGGCCAGCAGAUGGCGGCCUUGUCUGCUAUCUUCUACAGUCAGGUCAAGAACUGGAACGUUCCAACGCCCUACACGGCCAUCACCGGCGGUACCUCGACGGGUGACGCCUCUGCCGGCCAGGACAAGACGGACGAGUCGCUGAGCACACUCAAACCCAUCACUGCUGGUGACAAGGUCGGGGCCGGAUUCUUGACGACGAUUGUCGCGGCGGGCCUGUUCGGUGGCUGUUUCUGGAUGGUCAAGGAGUGA